AUGGAAGCAACAGCAUUUCAACAGGCUACUGGUACUCUGCAGCCUCAUGGUUACAGUAGUAACUCUGCCCUUCCUCGUGAACGUGAAAAUGUGUCCAUGAGGUCGAUUCCAAAAAGAUUCAAGCUAGAGAUUGGCGGGUUAUCUAUAAGAGAACGUUCUCAAAAGAGGACUGCUGGUUUGAUUCAAGCAUCUGCUUUUCAGACAAGUGUAUGCAAUUUAGUUUCAGUCCCAUCAAUCAACGCCCCAAAGGAAUCUAAAUCUCCAAAGAAAUCGAGAGAAGCUGCUUUGAUUCUGACUAGACAUGGUGAGUCACAAUGGAAUGCAAAGAACUUGUUUGCAGGCUGUGUUGACGUGCCAUUGACGCAAAAGGGUGUGGAAGAAGCAAUUGAAGCUGGCAAGAGAAUAAGUAAUAUACCCAUUGACAUGAUUUUUACGUCUGCGCUCAUUCGUGCACAAAUGACUGCUAUGCUUGCCAUGACUCAACAUCGACGCAAAAAGGUGCCAAUUGUCAUGCACGACGAAAGUGAACAGGCAAAGGCAUGGAGUCAAAUAUUUAGUGAAGAAACUGAGAAACAGUGUAUCCCUUUCGUAACAGCUUGGCAACUGAACGAAAGAAUGUAUGGGGAGCUUCAGGGUCUAAAUAAGCAGGAAACUGCAGAUAAGUAUGGAAAAGAACAAGUCCAGCAGUGGCGUCGUAGUUACAAUAUACCUCCACCAAAUGGCGAGAGUUUGGAAAUGUGUGCUGAAAGAGCUGUUGCAUACUUCAAGGAACAUAUUGAACCUCAACUGCAAGCUGGAAAGAACGUGAUGAUUGCAGCACAUGGAAAUUCGUUGAGGUCUAUAAUAAUGUAUCUUGACAAACUAACUUCCCAAGAGGUUGUAAGCUUGGAACUAUCAACUGGGAUACCGAUGCUUUACGUUGUCAAAGAGGGAAAAUAUUUCAGAAGAGGAAGUCCGGCAGCACCAGAUGAGGCUGGCGUUUACGCUUAUACUAAGCAUUUGGCCCGAUACAGACAGAAGUUGGAUGAGAUGGUAAAUUGAUAAAGCUAGAAGCUUUGAAACUUGUCGAAAAAUCUUC
Messenger RNA from Erigeron canadensis, 1078 nucleotides. RefSeq names its product 2,3-bisphosphoglycerate-dependent phosphoglycerate mutase 1-like. The transcript is spliced from 7 exons. The record is from RefSeq and is a predicted model, not a curated record. Lineage: Eukaryota; Viridiplantae; Streptophyta; Magnoliopsida; Asterales; Asteraceae. Gene Ontology annotation, biological process: glycolytic process. Bases 1 to 1041 code for a protein of 346 amino acids. Gene Ontology annotation, molecular function: intramolecular phosphotransferase activity.